Molecule: messenger RNA, 558 nt
Organism: Symbiodinium necroappetens
Lineage: Eukaryota; Dinophyceae; Suessiales; Symbiodiniaceae
Source: the annotation of a GenBank genome assembly
AUGCUGGGCGGGGCAGGGCUGGCGUGGGAGAUAAUUUGGCUCUGGCUCGUGGUUGUGCUUGCUACGGACGUGGUGGGCUACUUUUUCCGCGCAUUGCAGGCGGCGUGGAUGAAGCGCCAGAUCAGCGUCACAGACCCUGCCAUUGCCAUCGUCAUGAGCGUCUUCCCCGUUCUGGGGCCACGGGUGGACUUGCUCAAGGAUUGUCUGUUUGCUGGCGCCGUGUUUCAGCUCGCGGCCUGCCAAGCGGACGGCUCAUGGAGACGCACCGUAGGCUUCUGCCUUGGGAACGCAGCGCUCCUGACAAUCUUCCUGCCGGCACCGGCCUUGUUCUGGUUCGCAACGACCAGGAGCGCGGCAAGUGCACCUUGCCACACUUGCCGGAAGCAUCACGGCCGCAGGGUCGCGCAGGCCAGUUAUGAGUGGCCCUCCCAGAUCCUCCCAGCAUCGUCCUUACAAAGUCUAAGGAGCUGUCUUUCGAAGCCCCAUAACCCUGAAGCUGCAUUUUGCAAGACAUCGGCGACCAUGCCUUCUGGAACUUGUCGGAUGCCUUGGGUUUGA